Messenger RNA from Paramormyrops kingsleyae, 4992 nucleotides. RefSeq names its product minichromosome maintenance 9 homologous recombination repair factor (gene mcm9). Gene Ontology annotation, biological process: double-strand break repair via homologous recombination. Gene Ontology annotation, cellular component: MCM complex; nucleus. Gene Ontology annotation, molecular function: ATP hydrolysis activity; single-stranded DNA helicase activity; ATP binding. NCBI's taxonomy places the organism in Eukaryota, Metazoa, Chordata, Actinopteri, Osteoglossiformes, Mormyridae. The record is from RefSeq and is a predicted model, not a curated record.
GAAAUGGACCUGAAGGUUUUUCUUCCGCGUUGCAUUACAUGCGUAAAUAUAUGGUUAUUUGAAAAUGCAAAGCGGCAGUGUUGUUUAUUCUCUGGUUGCCAAAAUGCAUCGAUAACGUUCAACUAAGCAGGCAGGAGUGACCGUUUUCUGCUAGUACCUGCUGGAAGUUCCUGGGUUCUGCCAUGUCGAUAGACCCUGACCAGGUUGCCUUCGUCGGGCAGGCGUUUGAGGCAUUUGUGAUGGAACACCACCGGAGUGAUCUUGUCCAGAUCCUGCAGGAGGCUGAGGAGGACGCACACUAUCCCGUGGUGGUGAACGCCAUGACACUGUUUGAAGCCAACAUGGAGGUUGCUGAGUAUUUCAUCGCCUUCCCCAGCGAGGUCCUGCCUGUCUUCGACCACGCCCUGCACAGGGCGGCCACUGCAGUCCUGCAGUCCCUCCCCCAGGGCUCUGGGUGCCGACUCAAACGGAACCUGCACGCCAGGAUCUCAGGUCUGCCGGUUUGCCCUGAGCUGACACGGGAUCACAUCCCCAGGUCACGUGACGUGGGCCACUUCCUGUCCGUGACUGGCACCGUCAUCCGCACCAGCAACACCAAAGUGCUGGAGUUCGAGAGGGACUACAUGUGCAACCAGUGCAAGUACGUGUUCUCCGUCCAGGCCGACCUGGAGCAGUUCUACAGCUUCAAGCCGCCCACCUCCUGCCCCAACGAGGAGGGCUGCGGCUCCUUCAAGUUCACCUCCCUGUCCGACAGCCUGUCCUCCCCCGCUGGCUGCAGGGACUACCAGGAGAUCAAGAUCCAGGAGCAGGCCCAGAGACUGUCCGUGGGCAGCAUUCCAAGGUCCAUGCUGGUCAUCCUAGAGGACGACCUUGUGGACAGCUGUAAAUCAGGGGAUGACAUCACGGUGUAUGGCGUGGUUCGGCAACGAUGGAAGCCGCUGUACCAGGACUCUCGCUGUGACCUGGAGAUAGUGCUCCAGGCAAAUUUUGUCGAGGUUAACAAUGAGCAGUCCACCGCAGCACUGGUGUUGGAAGACGUUCAGAAGGAGUUUGAGGAAUUCUGGGAAAAAUACAAGGACAAUCCUUUAGAGGGCAGGAACCAGAUUCUGAUGAGCCUGUGUCCGCAGGUGUUUGGCCUGUAUAUCGUCAAGCUAGCUGUUGCCUUGGUGUUGUCAGGUGGAGUUCAAAGAAUAGAUGCUUCUGGAACAAGGGUCAGAGGCGAGUCCCACCUGCUGCUGGUGGGUGAUCCAGGCACUGGGAAGUCACAGUUCCUGAAAUACGCCGCCAAGAUCACGCCGCGCUCUGUUCUCACCGCCGGCAUCGGCUCCACUAACGCAGGGCUAACGGUGGCAGCGGUGAAAGAUUCCGGGGAGUGGCAUCUGGAGGCUGGGGCGCUGGUGCUGUCCGACGGGGGACUCUGUUGCAUCGACGAGUUCAACAGCAUCAAGGAGCAGGACCGCACCAGCAUCCACGAGGCCAUGGAGCAGCAGACCAUCAGCGUUGCCAAGGCUGGCAUGGUGUGUAAGCUGAACACAAGGACCACCAUCCUGGCAGCGACCAACCCCAAGGGCCAGUACGACCCCAGCGUCCCCGUCUCGGUGAACGUGGCGCUGGCCAGCCCACUGCUGAGCCGCUUCGACUUGGUCCUGGUCCUGCUGGACACCAAGAAUCCCGAAUGGGACAGAAUCAUCUCCUCCUUCAUCCUUCAGAACAAAGCUCCUGGCACCGACGGCCCAGCCGACUCCCUGUGGAGCCUAGAGAAGAUGAAGGCCUACUUCUGCCUGGCCAAGGGGCUGCAGCCGCGCAUGACGGAUGAGGCGAGCUCGGUGCUGGCGCGCUACUACCAAAUGCAGAGGCAGAGCGAGGGCCGCAGCGCCGCCCGCACCACCGUGCGCAUGCUGGAGAGCCUCGGACGCCUGGCCGAAGCACAUGCCCGGCUGAUGUUCCGGGGGACCGUCACGGUGGAGGAUGCGGUCGUGGUCGUCUCCGUCAUGGAGUGCUCCAUGCAGGGGGGCGCCCUUCUGGGUGAAGUGAACGCGCUGCACACCUCGUUCCCCGACGAUCCCCGCGAGCAGUACCGGCAACAGUGCAAAGUCAUACUGGAAGCACUGGGAUUGCAGCAUCUUCUCAGGAAGGAGCUGGGGAGGCUGUCACAGUUGAUUAAAAGAUGCAGGACCUCCAGUGGCCAAGCAGAGGGUCCAGCGCAUCCUUCAGAAGAUCAGCCCUGUCACAGCACGAGUUCUGGCGCUGCCCAGGAUGCCCAUUCUCUUCCACCGACUCUGAACGGCUCAGAUCCCGCUCUGGAGUGGUUCCACUCGCUGUCCGGCCCGGUGGAGGCUGACGCUCCGAUACAGCUCUCGCCGAUUUCGGCAGCUCUGUCCUGUGUCCCCACGAGGGCCCCCAGCAGCCCUACAGAGAGGUGCGAGCGGCAGACGACGGCCACAGGAGACGAGCUAGCGGGUCCGGCGGAUGCGGCAAAGGGGGCAGCGUCUGUGAUGGAUAAGCUGUCGGAGAAGCUCCGAGGCAGGAGGCUCCAGGCCCUGACCUCCACACCCUUGCGGCCUGGGGCCCCGGGACCAAACGCUAAAACUGGUGGGGAGCCAUUUGAUCACGUGCCCCUGCCCUCCCACAGCACCCCCAUGGCUGACAAGAAACAGGCCACGAGUAAGAGAGAUGCAGAGCAGAUCCCAUCACUCGGUGGCUACAGUGCACCAGGGACUGGGGAGCCCGGGGACGACCCGCUCACUAAACUCUCAGGGUUCAACUUCCGGCCCAGGAAGAAGCUGUCUCGCAUGUCCGGCCUUCACAACCAUCCAGGUGACUCGGGCUUAAGGCUGAAAGACCCUGAUCACUUUCUGGAGAUGGAAGGAGAGGAACCAAAAGAAGCAGGAGGAAUCCUGGUGAACCGGUGCCCCAGGGGUGCAGACAAGGAGCGGCCACACACACAGAGAUGGCCGGGGGAGUCAGAGAGAGCGGCGGAGGGAUCGCGGAGGCCGGAGGGGGCGGCGGAGGGAACGCGGAGGCCGGAGGGGGCGGCGGAGGGAUCGCGGAGGCCGGAGGGGUCGGCGGAGGGAUCGCGGAGGCCGGAGGGGGCGGCGGAGGGAUCGCGGAGGCCGGAGAGAAGCAGCACGAGCACAAAGCUCAGAAAAGAGCACAGACUGGCUGAAAGGCCUCAUAACCACAUGGAGAGGGGUCAGGGCCCUGCCGACCCAGCAGAGGGAGAGGAUGGGCGGGAGCAUAAGCGACAGAGACUGCUCCAGCGCCUGAGCAGCAUGGAGACGGGUGACAUCACAGCCCCGGAGGCCGGGCCCCCUCGCCCAGACCCCCCUCGGACAGUCUCCAGCUGCACCCUGGCCAAACUGUCCCUCUUCUCCUUCACGGCCUCAGCGGACAAGCGAACCAAGCCGGCAGCCAGGGGCACCACGCCCGCCGGAAAGAGUGGGCAAGGCAGCUCCGCAGAGGAGCCUGCUGGGAACCCCAGGAAGAGGAAGUGUUUCGAGUUCGGGCCAAGCACGUCGAAGGCAGUCUUCUCGGGCCAGUCCAUGUUCAGCUGCUCAGCGAUAGAUGAUGCUGAGCUGGAGGUGGACUGGGACGAGGAGCUCGGCAAGAGAGUUAAAGUGUGACUGACUGCUGCACCGGGGAUCUUCAUGAUGCAUGUAUUUGUUUUAUUUUUUGUGUUUAUGUAAUGUAAAUACAUAUCCUUAGCCUCUCUUUGUGCUGCUGAAUUUCUUGUAAGGCUUGGGUUGCCUUUAGAAAUAUGCAUUUAUUAAUUUUGUAAUUAUGUAUUAUACAUUUCCUAUUGUCUGCCUCUCUGCAAAGUCAUGCCUGCCAAAACCACACAAAGGCCCCCCUCUGUAUUUCCCCCGCCAGGCCACAAACCCUUAUUGUACGCGGGACAAAAUCUCAGUUCCGGCUCUGACAUUCUGCGGUGACAGCUUGUCGCAUACCGAAGUGCGUCGUCUGCAGAUGCAAGUGUCCUUCCCGAGGGAGCCCACUGCAGCACGUACGGCAUGCCGCCGUCGUCAUGGCUACACUGGAAGAAUUCCACAAGGAGGUGCUAAGAAGACAGUGUUUAGCUCGGCCCUUAAUGAGAUCGGUUUUAAUGGCAGGGCUGUAACUGGACCCAGGGGACGUGGUUCCGGUAGGAGAGAUCAAGGUCAGACUUGUCCCUAGCACCGAUGCCAUUUAGGAGCAUACAAUACUUUUCCUUCCUGGAGUGUCAUAUAUUCAAGCAGACCAAAGAGAAAGUGGGCCACUUAGAUGUCGUCAGUCACACUCUGAGUUGAGCACAGGGGUAUGCCCUCUCUCAGGGGUGAGCUCCAUUUGAAUUUGCCGUAUUUCUAAGGCACUCUGUACUGGCCUGCUCACUGGAAUAAUAUGAUAUUUCAUGCAGUGGCAUAUUACCAUUGUCUGGCCUAUGUAGGUCAAUGCUUGGCUGUCAGAGUCAGGCGAGAAGGCCUGAGGAGAAGAUGAUGGAGUUUAUUUAGGGGGCAUGAUGACAGCCGGAAGCGGCAGCCAGGAUGACGACUUUAAUGGACUCUAACUUCCUGCAGAUGAGGCAAUGGCCUUAUUAAUAAUGAAUUGUUAUUGAUCAGAAAUAUUUCAGGCUGGAUGGGCUGUACUCUGUAACUUAAAAAAAAAAAUAAAAAUCAUUAAAGGAUUUUUCUUUUCCCCGAAGCCCUUUAAAGAAAAUCUGAUACGAUGGUUCUGAGAAGCUGUAGGGGUACGUUUCCUGCCCAGUCCACAGCCUCAUGACAGACAGUACUGUUAAUUGCAGUUAUUACCGGAUGAACAGACUGUAUCCGCUACAUCCUGCUAGUGGGUUGAAUUUUAUUAGCAGUGAUUUUUGCGUAUUAUGCAUUGAUUAAUCGGAUAUCUGAAUGCACAUCGCAGAGCCACACAGCAGGAUCACUUGAAUAUUACAAUACUCUCAAGUAGUAAGAAAACACAAGAUACUGUUUACUCAAUGGUCCUAUAAACUUCUUUUGAAAA